GAAGUUGUAGUUGGUGACAAUCGACAAAUGGCUACAGCCACGGUCGGUCGCGUCAGUGAUGUUUCGUCCUCGGAGUCCAGCGAUGAGGACGAAACAAGCCGAUUUCGGGAGGCGGCUGUACUUGAUUGUCACCACUCUACUUCAGCAUCGUGUAUGUAUCAUAUGGGAAGACCAGCAAGUCGAUACAGAACAGCGGGCGCAUGCCUCGGCCACAACCCAAUGACGUCAGUACGAGGCCGUCGCUAAGACCAUCAAGACAGGAGGGCCAGGAGCUGAAGAAUGAGCUCAACACAACGCCGGAAUUCAGGGCGUUUGUUGGCAAGAAACUGUCGCAGAUUGUGGACAGUAUGAUAGAAGUUGAUGAAACGAAGACCACACCCAGUUCUUCUACAGCCACAGACAUGGGGGCGCCAGACACCGGUGUCCGUCUGUUUGCAAGUUGCACGCGUCCCGUGAGCUUGGAGGAUCGACCCCCUGUGAGGAAAUGUGUCCCCAAACGCCCUGUUGAAAGUAGUUCCAGCGACAGUUCGGAAGAUGAAAGACUAGCCUCAGCAGCCGUGUCACACGAGUUUAUAUUCAAAGACACAACGUUGUCAGAUUCGUUUAAGAAAUACAAAGCCGAUCCAACAAACGCUAAUUUAGAUGUGGUUAAAUUGAAAAAAUCCAAAAAGAAAAAGAAGAAAAAGGUUGAAGAUCUUGCUGAAAUAUCAGUGCAGUCAACGGAGCCCGAUGCCGGAGUUGAUGCUGACAAUGAUAACGAGCACACCAAAACAAAUGGUAACAAAAAAUGUAAAAAGAAAAAGAAAAAGAAGAAGUGUGGAUGAAAAUGAUGAAAGUGUCCCGUUUGGGGCUGUGCUGUAGCAACGGUCAGCCCAGAACGUGGGUGAGAAUAAAUGAAGCACAUUGCAUGGGUGUCCAUAUCUUAUCACGGCGUUUCACGAAUUGAGAACGCUUGGUUGGGGCUGGGAAGCAAUACAGCCAGCCCCGCGUGUGGAGGACUCAAAAUGUGUACAGGUCAUAAAUGUUUGUGUUGUGUCUCAGAAGCAGUUAAACUGAACACGCUUUGUUGAACAUGUGGUCAGAACAGAUGAGAUAAGAUUUCUGCUUUUGACAAAGUUUUCUCAAUAAAUCAGUGCCAUGACG
Molecule: messenger RNA, 1143 nt
Organism: Haliotis rufescens (red abalone)
Lineage: Eukaryota; Metazoa; Mollusca; Gastropoda; Lepetellida; Haliotidae
Product: protein CUSTOS-like
Exons: 6
Coding region: 201-824 (207 amino acids)
Biological process (GO): Wnt signaling pathway
Source: RefSeq, a predicted model, not a curated record